Prinia subflava (tawny-flanked prinia) is the source of this 3216-nucleotide messenger RNA. It is a transcript of the gene HJURP, whose product is annotated as Holliday junction recognition protein. Gene Ontology annotation, cellular component: chromosome, centromeric region. The coding region runs from base 135 to 3125 and encodes 996 amino acids. Lineage: Eukaryota; Metazoa; Chordata; Aves; Passeriformes; Cisticolidae. The record is from RefSeq and is a predicted model, not a curated record. Gene Ontology annotation, biological process: CENP-A containing chromatin assembly. The transcript has 23 exons. Gene Ontology annotation, molecular function: histone binding.
CGCCAGAACUGAUUUGAGGAAGAGCCAAUCGGAGGCGGCGAGUGGGGCGGUGACCCGCUGUUUGAAUCGGGGCGGGAGCGGCCGGUCGCGCCGGGGCGAGAGAGGGGCGCCCGGCGGCCGGAGCGGCCCGCGGCAUGGAGCGGGAUGAGGCGGUGCAGGAGGGGCUGCGGCGCAGCAACGCCCGCUUCGUGGCCUCCAUGAACCGCAUCCUGGAGCGGUAUAAUCGUCCUUUUGAAGAUGAUGCACUUGUUUCCAUGGCUACUCUCACUUAUGAUACACCUGACGGACCAAAACCAUGGGGGCAAGUGUCAAGGAAGGAUGUUAAAGAAUGGAAGAAAAUAUUUAAGCAUAAGAAACGAAGUCAAAGGAAUAGAGAAAUACCAGAGCAAUGCAGCAGUGAUUUUGAAGAUGAACAUUCAACAGAACAUCAGGAAUCUUCUGAGAACACUGCUGUGGAUACAUCAGAUUCAGGUGAAGAAAGAGAGGAGGUAGGCUCAGUAAGAAGAAAAUUUAAAGACAUUCAGCUUCAGAGUGUGAAUGUAGAUGAGGAACAAAGCCUGGUGAAGGAAAGAGUUCAAGUGGAUGUGAUCGUACAAGGUGAUGAGAGAAGAAUUCCCAAAUGGAUAACGAUAACAACUCCAAAGUCCUCCAAAGAUCAUCGUUUAACUUCUCCAGUGCAAGAAGAGUUUGAAAUACCAGAGCAAUGCAGCAGUGAUUUUGAAGAUGAACAUUCAACAGAACAUCAGGAAUCUUCUGAGAACACUGCUGUGGAUACAUCAGAUUCAGGUGAAGAAAGAGAGGAGGUAGGCUCAGUAAGAAGAAAAUUUAAAGACAUUCAGCUUCAGAGUGUGAAUGUAGAUGAGGAACAAAGCCUGGUGAAGGAAAGAGUUCAAGUGGAUGUGAUCGUACAAGGUGAUGAGAGAAGAAUUCCCAAAUGGAUAACGAUAACAACUCCAAAGUCCUCCAAAGAUCAUCGUUUAACUUCUCCAGUGCAAGAAGAGUUUGAAAUACCAGAGCAAUGCAGCAGUGAUUUUGAAGACGAACAUUCAACAGAACAUCAGGAAUCUUCUGAGAACACUGCUGUGGAUACAUCAGAUUCAGGUGAAGAAAGAGAGGAGGUAGGCUCAGUAAGAAGAAAAUUUAAAGACAUUCAGCUUCAGAGUGUGAAUGUAGAUGAGGAACAAAGCCUGGUGAAGGAAAGAGUUCAAGUGGAUGUGAUCGUACAAGAUGAUGAGAGAAGAAUUCCCAAAUGGAUAACGAUAACAACUCCAAAGUCCUCCAAAGAUCAUCGUUUAACUUCUCCAGUGCAAGAAGAGUUUGGCAGUCAAGCUGCUGUUUGCAGAAAGAAGCUGGAGUUGUCAAAUGAACAUUCUUCAUCCAAAUACCAACAGUUACAACAUUCUGGUGUUCCCAUUUCAUCAAAUAGAAUAGCCUCACUCAGGCAGCGACCUUAUCCAGGACUGAGCACGACUUCAUAUGAUAGUAUCCAUGGAGAAUACCAGCCUGCACAUGAGGGAUGCUCCUGGAGCAAUACAACCCUUGCAGACUUGUAUCCAGCAAUGUUAGAGACAUUUACACAGCACAUGGCAAAGCACUUUCAGAGAAAAUGGCUCAAAUACAUGUUUGGACACUUAAGGUCCAAGAGACGGCGUUCUAGAAGACCAAAGCUCAAUGUCACUGUAGACAAAAUGGGAGGGUCCAGAGCCUGUAAACUAGAGAAAGCACUUCACAGCAUACAUAGCUCUAGAAGUGAAGACAACCAGAAUACAACUUCUGUAAAUGAGAGCAGAGAAUUCUGUGGUGACAAUUGCCUCAUUAGUAAUUCUUCUGGUCUGGUGCCUUAUGCUUACACUGAUAGAAAUGAAGGCAAAAUGGGCUACUCUAACUCAGAUUUAGAACAACAUUUGGUAUCUGGAAAGGGCCAAGAAGUCUGCAAAUACACUGCUUUUCCUGAUGUUAUGGAUAGAAUGGGAGAGACAUUUAUAGUUGAAGAUGAAUUACAGACUACUGCCUCACCAAAGAAUUCAGAAUACACAGAAAGUGAAAAUCUGGCCUACAGACGUUUCUCAGAACCCAGUUUAAUAACAUCUACUGGCAGUUCAGAUUCAAGAGCGUUUCAUCUUGGAAAAGAGAAGAAGACUCAGAAAACUGAUUUUUGUGUUGGUACCUCAGAAUUGUGUUCAAGUGCUUGCAGUUCCCAUGGCAAUAGUAACAAUUCUUUACCUAUCACAAAUUGUUCUCCUGCAAGAUCAUCAAAUACUGUGUUUAGAAAUCUUGAAAAAAGAAUUCCUGAGAGACAAACUUUUUUCCAGCACAAAGACUCAUUUUCCUCCUGUUUUAUGAAGCAGAGUCCUUCAAAGAAGCCCGAUAAAUACGAAGAUGCAUUUGAGGAGCUCUACUACAAAGUGUGUUCUGAAGAAUUCCAAAAGUCUUUGACAUUGACAAGACCUCUUUUAAACACACAGAACCUUGAAGAGAAAGGAAGAUUAGUGAAGAGUAAUCUAAGUGAUUUUGGGAGGUCCAUUAAACAGAGUGAUGCAAGAUUUGACAGGGUCUAUGACAAAUUGUCUGUUCAAGGGAACAGGAGGGAGUCUGUUCCAAAUUUUCCUUGGUUUCAGACAGUUUCAAAUUUCAGGAAAUAUGAAGAAAUACAGAUCCCAGAAACUGUAAAUGCUCUUGUUAAUUCUCCUGUCCGAAGUUACUCUGCAAUUUUCAGAGUUAAGAGAGCAGGAAAUUGUGAGAACAAUCUUCCUUGUUCACCAGUAAAGCGACUGAAAGUUACACCAGGACCUUGUUUUUCUUCAAGGAAAUGUCAGGAGAUUUCCCACAGUAAAAAGGGUAAUCCUCAGACAGCUGGCAUGGAUUUUUUGAGCACCUACAACUGUAGCAACCUCAGGUUUUUUGCAGACCACAACUGUCAUUGUCAGGGCUCUGGAUCUCAUGGUUCUUCAGAUAAAAGUUUUCAUGGUAUUGCUGGCACUUCCCUGCAAGAAUCUAGGACUGCUGGUUCGUGCUCUGAUUGGCCUGGGACAAUGGGGAAUUGCAGCUGUCUCAGCAAUGUGAGGAAGCAUCAGCCAAGGGUAUACAGAAAACUAAGCUACACUGAUGGGAGAGACCAAUUAUAGGAAUCCCUUGGAUGAUUCACUGGUUAAAGCUCACCAAGAAGCAUUCAUGGACUGCUACACAUAAAACAGUUUUAUUUCGGUUGGGUUUUAU